GAGAAAGUCACGUGAUCUUUGUUUUCCAGGGCAGCUGUAUUUUUGUCCGGAGCGCUGUCAGGUCGACCGACCUCAAAAACACAGAUGUGAAGAUUUGUGAGAAUUUAAAUGAUUUAAACGCAUCGCCGGGUCCGCGGGGCUGCUGCUCACAGACUGAGCUGUGAGAUCAGAGACUGUAGAUAUUUUAAUGUGUGUUUUAAAGCCCGGUAAAGGAGUACAAGAGACGCGGCUGUGUUAGCCACAUCGCUAACCUAAAUGAACGGUGUGUGUUUCAGAGCUGGAGCCUCACCGGUGGAAGAAGUGAGAUUACCCGCAGCGGCGGAUGAUUUAAUACAUUCUUAGAAACAGUUACUCUGAUUUUCUGGCGGUAGUCUGGAGAACACUGGUGAACUUGUGUAGGCUGAUGGUGAACCUAGCUACUAACUGAGCCUAUCAGUACCCACAAUCCAGCUAGCCCAGCUCUCCUCUCCAAGAGAAUUCAUGGCAAAUCUAUGCAAAUAAGAAAAAGGAUGCACCAUCCUCCAAGAACCAUUGGACCAAAUGUUGACCUCAAUAAACUAAAGGAAGCAUGACUUUCAGAUGGGUCCCAGAUUCAUAUGUGCAGUCACUGAACAGGGCUGUGUACUUAUGGCACACACAAGGCCAGAGGGUUAUGAACAUCUCCUUCCAUCCGUUGUGUAAUCCAACUUACCGACUUUACGCCAAAAGGCCUUUUAGCUACAGAGACAGUCAUCAUAUCUGGAAGCACGUCCACGACCAAAAGAGUAGAAUUCGGAGAGUGUGCCCCUGUAGGGAUGGUUCCCGCAGGCACAAGAUUUUGCUCUACACCAGCAUUUCCAGUUUCAAUACCUCAACCUCCCUUGGGUCCACAGACCUGAGCCAUCGCAUGUUACGACUAAAGAGCACUUUGGAGUCGGUCUCAAAGGUUGUGAGUGGAACACAAGCUGAGAUUAUCUCUAAGAUAGCUCGUCUCAAAUCGAGUGCCAGACAGGAGAAGAGAGAGGGCGAGUCAAGGCCUGAGACGACACCACUUAAAGAUCAAAGCACUGGAUCUGGAGAUUUGGCAGCUUCACCUACACUUGUACCUCAUCCUCCAUCCGCUACUGUAACCUCACAUCCAGACACAACCCCAAGACUACCUACUGAAGCACCGUCAGUCCCACCUCAGCUUGUCCAGGAACAAAGGGAAGUGAAAAAGAAAAGAUCUGUGGGCCAAACCUCUAAAGUGAGUGGAGUAGCCACAAGCAAGUCUUCCCAAGCUCAGGCAGGAGACCUUGCAGCUCAACCCGAGAGCCCCACUGCAUCCAAAUCGACUUCAAAUCAACUCUUCCACCCUGGUUCUUUUAGUGUCAACGUAGGCGAAACCUACAACUACCUAUCCCAUCAUAUCAAUGCUUAUUUUCGCAGCUCCACUAAAGCGCAAGAGAAUCAAGAGGCCAAAGACGCCACUGAUCAGCCAUCCUCUUCCAUACCUGAUCAGUGCCACCAGAACAGUGACCACACACCCACCACUGUGCCUGCAAAGGUCCAGACAUCACCCGCAACACCUGCACCGCUCCCAGCGCCAAGUCCUACUUCCCCUUCCAAAAAGAGCAUUGGCCAUUAUCUGGGGUACUCUACACCUACAGUCCAGGCCUUUGUAGGGAGCUACAUUGCUCCCCUUGUUCCUAGGUUUAGAGCAGAGCCAAAAACUGCACUGCCCGUGGCAGAUAACCCUCCUUCCCCUGAGGACCCCACUUCAAAACAGAAGGAAACGCCAGAGAUUAAAGAGCAGAAAGCGGCAGAUGAAAAGGCACGGAGACUGCUGAUUCAAAGAGAGAAGAUCAUUGCUCGGGUCAGUGUGGAUAAUCGGACACGAGCACUGGUGCAGGCCUUACACAGAGCAUCAGAUGUCAGGCUUUAUAUCAGCAGAGUGGAGGAUCUGAGCUACCACCUCCUGGAGUUCCCUGAGACCAGACUAGUGGCUGUAAAGGAGAUGGUGAUUCCGUGUCUCCUGCGCCUGAGGCAGGCCAGUGAUCCGUCUCUAAAGGAAGCGGUCAGAGAGGCCCUUACCCUGGUGGGCUACAUUGACCCUGUAAAGAACAGAGGAAUACGCAUAUUAUCUAUCGAUGGAGGGGGCACCAGGGGUCUGGUGGCACUUCAGACUUUACAAAAGCUGGAGGAGCUGUCAGGAAAACCCAUUUACCAGCUUUUUGAUUACAUCUGUGGGGUGAGCACAGGUUCUAUUUUAGGUGUCAUGCUUGGCGUGCUCAAUAUCCCUCUGAGUGAGUGUGAGGAGCUGUACAAGAAGCUGAGCUCUGAUGUCUUUAAGCAGAAUGUUAUUGUGGGAACAGUGAAAAUGGGCUGGAGUCACGCCUUCUAUGACAGCGAGGUCUGGGAGAAAGUACUAAAGGAAAAGAUGGGAUCUGAUCUUAUGUUUGAAACGUCAAGAAACCCUGAUUGUCCAAAGGUGGCAGCAGUGAGCACAGUGGUAAAUAAGGGCACUCCAUUAAAAGCGUACGUCUUCAGGAACUACAAUUUGCCACCUGGAGUGCGCUCCCAUUAUCGAGGUGGCUGCCAGCACAAGAUGUGGGAGGCCAUUAGAGCAUCCUCAGCCGCUCCGGGGUACUUCCAGGAGUUUGCUCUGGGAACCGACCUCCACCAGGAUGGCGGUUUGCUAAUAAACAAUCCGACUGCUCUGGCGAUCCACGAAUGCCAGUGUCUGUGGCCAAACACUCGUCUGCAGUGCGUGGUGUCUCUCGGUACAGGGCGCUUUGAGGCUCCCAGCAAGAACGCCGCCACCUACACCAGCCUGAAGACCAAGCUGACCAACGUCAUCAGCAGUGCUACAGAUACAGAGGAGGUGCACACUAUGCUGGACGCCCUGCUGCCUCCCCACACGUAUUUCCGCUUCAACCCGUACAUGAGUGAGGAAGUGGCGCUGGACGAGAGCCGCAGCGAGAAGCUGAACCUGCUGCAGGUGGAGGGAAUGCGUUACCUGGAGCGCAAUGAGGAGAAGCUGAAGCGAGCCAUCCGCACCCUCGCACAGGAGAAGAGCUCAGCUCAGAGGCUGGUCGAGUGGGUCCAGCUCAAAGCGCACAUGUACGACGGCCUGACAGGCUUCUCAAAACCGUAGCGGUGCAUGGGCGCUGUUUCCACUAUCACAGCAUAUUGUAGCCUGCAGUAAAAUAUUUAUUGAUAAAGCACGUUCUGAUAAUGCCUCCUCUAAGGGCUUGCGUUACUGUGUUUGAGGAUUAUAGCAGCAUCCUGGACACAGGCUGAAAUUCCCAGCUGAAUAAAUGACCUCUGAAAUGCUGAGGGACUAGCUGUAAGAAUAGCUGUUCCUUAUGGAGCUGAUAAUGUUUAUCAGUCCUCAAACAUAUGACAGAAUCCCCCAGACUGCUAAAACCACACAACAGUACUUUAGUCUUCCUUAAACAAACGCUGUAUAGAGUAGAUUGGUGUUUUGCUAGAAGAAGCCAUGGGAAAAUAUCUGAAAUUGCUUCUAGAUUUCAUUAUAUUUAUACUUAUUUCACAAUAAUCACUACAGGGGAAAACGUGUGUGAAGCUGCAUUGGAACCAAGAGGAAUUGUGAUUAAACCGAGACUGUAAUAUUAGGUCAGUUUUUAUGAUCCUUUAAUGAUUUUUAAAAAUCUAAGCUAGCAACUUCAUGUGCAACUUAAUAGAGAAUAUUCCAAAGACUAAAAGCAAAGCAAAAGUGAUUUCACAUUUGAUUGCAGACAGUAUAAACCAAAUAUUUGAUAUUUUGUCUGGUCGACUAUAUUAAUUUUUUUUUUAUAAAUAAUUUUCUUUCUAAUUUUUCCCCAUUUACUUCCCAUUUUACAUGGCCAAUUACUCAACCCACUCAUUAGGACUCCCCCUAUCAUUAGUGAUGCCCCAACACCAGGAGGGUGAGGACCAUCACAUGCCUCCUCCAAUACAUGUGAAGUCAGCCACCGCCUCUUUUGACCUGCUGCUGAUGAACCGCUCGGAGGAAAGCGCAGCGAUUCUGUUCUGAUACACCAGCUCACAGAUGCCUGGUGCUGAUCAACAUCACCCUUUGGAGUGAGGUGCGGAGAGAGUGCCAUCUAACCACCCAGAGAGAGCAAGGCCACUCCUGCUAUACAUCCUUUUUUUUUAAAACUAACAUGAAUACAGAUUUUCUACCAAAUCUUGUUCAUUACACUCCUGUUUACAUCACAUGUUUUAAAUCACAUAUUUAUUUAGAUUUUUAACCUCUUUACUAGCCCCAUCUAAUGCCCUGUCUCAUCAUUUAGUUGUAUGAAGUUGGAGUAGUCGGCAAAAGUUUGUAUUCACGGUCAUGUGAAUACCCCAAGUCCAUUUCACACUGGAUUUCUCCUUUAACAAAUCAAGUUGAACGGACAAAAAACUAAAUGCUUUGGUUCAUACUGUCUGCAUUUGUUAGUAAAAAAGAUUACUAUAAAUAAUAAGUAUUAGUAUUAUGCACUUUUUUAUCUUUUCUCAUUUUUUUGGAUGGAUGUUAUCUGCAUUAGAGAUUCUGAGAUUUACACAAAAAAGCAAUGAAUAUACUGAAUCCACAAUGUACAGCAUCUCUACAAUCUACACUUUAAAACACAUCAGGGCUUUUGCUUGAUAUCCCUACCACUGUGUUCUUCAGAUAGACAGCUGGCAUAUUCUUAUAACAUUUGUUGAAGUGAAAGCCCAACUAACCUCAGCACACAGGGAAACAUAAUUAUACAGUGAAGUCUAUUAUUAUUUAAAGAAUACUAGUCACUAAAUAUGUAUGUAUAGUAAGGCAUUUAUAAGCUGCAUUGAUGCUUGCAUGCUUCAUUUUUUUGUGUGCACCAGUUCUCCUCUAAAAGAAGGUAAAUAUAAAAUUAUGAUCCUAGAAAUUCUAGGAAAAACCUUUUUCGUCUUGCAAACUUUUGCAGUGUGUAUAUAAAAAAUGAGAAGUGUGUAUACAAAAAGUCAUUGAAUUUUUUUAAUCAUAAUAUUAAUAAUUGGUAAAAAUUGAUACAAACCUCUUGACCACAUGCAUGUAUCCGAUGAUGGAAGGGUUACAAUCUUUGAAGAUUUAUUUUGUUGAUUAAUUGCUGUAAUUUCUUGUGACUGUGAAUUGAUUGGCUUAAAUAUUAUUUUGGAAAAUGUUUAGCAGGCGAGACAUUAGAGUAUUUUAUUUUAUUUUAUAGUAUUUUAUAGUGUAUUUUUAUUUUAUAUUUAGAGUGUAAUUCAAAGAACAUAAAAAAAUCAUUUUGGCUACAUUCACACAGCAGGUAAAUUGACCUAAAUCUGUUUUUCCUCACUAAAUCCGAUGUUUAUUUUAGGCUGGUCACAUUAUCUUUUUCAUGUGGCCUUUAUCUGACGUUUGUCUGAACAGUUCCUUCUGUAUAAGUUAUACAGCAUCACAGGAGCUAUCAAGGGGUUUCAGUGGCUGACAACUAAAUGUGUUUUGUAAAACAACUAAAAGAUCUUUGUAAAUAGAGAACAGUAUUUAGCCAUGGUAACUUCUGAAGCCUGCGUUAUUCAUGUGUGGCCACAUAUGCUCAAUUAUUUGUGGUAUCAUCAAAUAUGAUCAGAAAGGGAAGUAACAUGUUACGUUGAAGCAGUAAAAAAAAAAUGAACCAAUCACACGACCCCACACACAGACCUUGGAGCAGAUAGCUUCAACACCAGCAGCAGACCACACACGAGUUUACUAAAAACAAACCCUAGACCACUGAUUUCAGUAGGACCAGAGAUUGGUAUUGUGAACUACUUCUGGCCUCGAAAGCAGCUUUCACAUUUGACCAAAAGUACAGAACCCACUGAGAAAGCGCACCAGUGUUCUUAAAAAUAUAUAAAAAUAUAUAUAUUGUAUGCAUCAGAUUUCAAACAAAGUAUAAAUUAGCCCAGAUUCAGUACACUGCAACAGACUGAACAAAUCCAUGUCACAUAGGCCAAAAAAGGUCAGAUUUGGGCCACUACCUGCUAUGUGAAUGUAGCAUUUUGAGUUGCAAAAUUAAAAAAAAAAAAAAAGUUUUAAGUUGAGUGCAUUAUACCAAACCAGAACAACCUCACAUACUAACAUAUUACUUUAUAUUUUUCUUUUAUUUAUUCCUUAAAGGGAACUUAUGUAAGUUGAGUUUAUGGUUUUCUUCUGAGGACUGACAAUAGUUUAUAACCAACAGUCAUCUCUUAUCUGCACAGAUUUGCAGCGUGUUAUACUAUGCUGUUUUGAUUUUGUUUUGAUGAUUUGAUUGCCCCAUAGAAUAUAAUUGCUUGGCUAAAUCUGUUUUGUUCAUCCUCUUUUUAAAAGUGAAGAUGAAUGGCAUUAUUAGAAAGCCACUGUAGUACAGUAUUUGCAGAUAAGCUGGGUUUAAAUGCUGAUAAUUUACCAUUUGAAGAACUUGAAUUUGAAGUGACUCCUGGGGUUGAGUACUAUGCACUUAUGCAUAUGCAUUUAUGUCAUUUGUUUCAAUAGAAUGCAGAUUGACUUCAGUAGUUAUUUAAAGGAUGGUGUAGUGGUGGUGCCUGAAGCAAGUUUGAAGACUGACGUUGUAUUUGCCAAAUACUGUAUAAGAAAUGUGGCUACACUAGUUAGACUAGAUACAAUAGCUAGUUAUUUGCUGACUGAAGAAGUGUGAGGGGUCCUGUACCUGUAUCAUCUGGGGAUGGAGGGUGAAAGCAUGUGAAGCAGUUAAAGGAUAUACUCUGGUCCUCAGUCCUCCUCCUGAACAGCUACUUUUUCUUUUAAUAAGUGCAGCAGUGGAGCUGUCCUCUCUAGCUUUUGAUCUACAGUAUACAGCUCUGGAAAAAAAUUUAAAGAACACUUCAGUUGCUGAAUCAGUUUGACUGAUUUUGCUAUUUAUAUUUAUAUGUUUGCAUAAAAUUAACAUUGUUGUUUUAUUUUAUAAACCACAGACAAUAUUUCUCCCAAAUUCCAAAUAAAAAUAUUGUCAUUUAGAGCAUUUAUUUGCAGAAAGAGAUGAAAUGGCUGAAAUAACAAAAAUGCAGAGGUUUCAGUUCAUAUUCAUGAAGUUUUAAGAGUUUAGAAAUCAAUAUUUGGUGGAAUAACCCUGGUUUUUAAUCACAGUUUUCAUGCAUCUUGGCACGUUCUCCUCCACCAGUCUUACACACUGCUUUGGAUAACUUUAUGCCACUCCUGCUGCAAAAAUUCAAGCAGUUCAGCUUGGUUUGAUGGCUUGUGAUCAUCAAUCUUCCUCUUUAUUAUAGGGGAAGAGGUUUUCAAUUUGGUAAAAUCAAGGAUUAACAUCAUCAUUUUGAAGUGGUCUUUUAUUUUUUUCCAGAGCUGUAUCUAAUCAUCCAGUAUUAGGAUCUGGCCUCAUUAAUGCUAUCAUGGCCGAAUGCUAUUAAACCUUCAUAGCAGUUUUCCAAAAUCUGAUGUAAAGCCACAGAGGGAUGCAAAGGGACAACAGACUUCCUGCUACUAUUCUUGAUUUCAGGAACAGUUCUGGAGGAGCAGGUACCUACAUACUUUUGGACUUUUUUGGGCACUUAGUGUAUCUUCCUGCAGUUUUAACCCCAACUCACUGUUCAUCCAAUUCAAGACUUUUGAAUGCAUUCACUUAUUGAAUUAUGUGUUGGGGCUUAGUGUUGAUUUCAAAGUUCUUCAGGAGCAGGGUUGAAGACCACUGUUUAAACAAUGGGCUUGUUCACACUCUGCACAAACAAGGGUCCUGGGUGAUCUAAUGGUUGCCAAAAAGUUGCCAAAAAUAUGUUCCUAUGAUCGCUUGUGAUUGGGUUUCUCACAUUAUGUCCACUGGAGGACAGGCAGGUUACAGGUCACAGACUCUCAUCCCAUGGACAGAAACAUUUUUAAUUGGGACGAUGCUUUGAAGUUUGUCUGUAACCACCUCCAAACAUUGGACUACAAUACAUCUUGGAUCCUUGGAGCAGUGGUUAAGAAUGCAUUGCAGUGACUUGUGGAUAAUUAAGGGCAACAAAGGAUAAAGAUGUGAUCAGUUGCUGCUUUUAAACUGCUUCGAACUUAAGCUGCAUUUCUUGGCAGUAUGUGAAGGUUCAAUCACUUUGGAGCACCCUUCUGUGAUGCAUGGUCGAGAAAUGCAGUCCAUCUCGAUUGUUGCCUGGGCUUUGAAGCGCAGCUAAUGACCGUGUGACCACACCAUCCUCUGUCAGCAAGCUAAUAGGGCGGCACGUGACUUAGUGGUUAGCACGUUCCUCUCCCAGCACUGGGGUCUUGGGUUCAAGUCCAUGGAGUUUCCAUGUUCUCCUUCUGUCCGUGUGGGUUCCUCCCACAGUCCAGAAACAUGGAGAUCAGGUAAAUUGGAUGUUCUAAAUUGUCAUGGUGCAUGGGUGCUGUUGUCUAAGUAUGUAUGUGUAUGUGUAUGACUGUAUGCCCGGAUAUGUAUUGGCAGCCUAUGCAGUCCUCCAGUUGUUUCCGGUUGAGAGUAUGCUGUGCGCAAUUGGCUGCCGCUUGUCCCUAAAAACAAAAAAAUAGGUAAAAAAAAAAAAAAAAAACGCUUGAAAUUUAAAAGGCCAAAAUAUUAGUACACAAGUUUAAAUCACUUCCUGUAGAUGGUUAAGUGUAAAUUGUCCACCAUAUUCAAAUAUGUGACAACCACCAUCCCACACCAGUGAAUGGUGAAUGAACCUUUGUUAUUGGAUCACCCAGGAUGCAUGUUAAUGCCAAGUGUGAACAGAGCCAAUAGAUGAUUCUUAAAAAAAGCCUGUGGAUUGUAGUAAAUUAUAUUGUAUUAUAUUAUAUGUUUUGUCUAUUGCUAUUGUAUAUAUGCACCUUCACAUCAAGUGUUGCCAUUAUUCUUACUCAAAAAAAGCUUAUUUAGUCUAAUCUAAUCAUGGUCUCCUCCUCACUUCACUCACUGAUGCUGUUCGGAACUUAUUAUUCCUAAAGACUUUUCCAGCUUCACUGUGUGCUGUAGUUCUCCUGCCUCUCUCUCUCUCUCUCUCUCUCUCUCUCUCUCUCUCUCUCUCUCUCUCUCUCUCUCUCUC
Molecule: messenger RNA, 8931 nt
Organism: Astyanax mexicanus (Mexican tetra)
Lineage: Eukaryota; Metazoa; Chordata; Actinopteri; Characiformes; Acestrorhamphidae
Product: calcium-independent phospholipase A2-gamma
Exons: 10
Coding region: 569-3115 (848 amino acids)
Biological process (GO): arachidonate metabolic process
Cellular component (GO): membrane
Source: RefSeq, a predicted model, not a curated record